UCUCUCUAUAUCUGAUAUUGUCUGUAAACGGUUAGUUUUUGGUCACCGGAAAACAUGGCGGAGCUACCGGCCACGGUCAAAUCAGAAGUUCCUGCCGGCGAAGAGACUUCCAGAAGACCCGUCGUCAUCUUGGCUGACCUCAACGUUGACCUGUCCGAGACCGACGCCCUAGAUUCUUUUUCCGCCUCCGCUGCAGAGUUUACAAGGUUAUCCAAUGUCGGAACUAGUCAAUGUAAAAUCAUGUUAAGUAAAGACAGUGAUAUUGCUGAAGUUGAAGUUAAACCGUUAAAGAGAACGCCUAAAUUUCGCUCCAAAGUUAACAAGGUAGAGGAUUCUCUUGAAUGCGGAGCUGAUGCAGAUGCUGAUCAUCAUGGUCAGGGUGCUUCCUCGUCUCGUGAGGAAAAAGUUAGCAGCCUCAAGACAGGAUUGGCACAUGUUGCAAGAAAGAUGCCAAAAAAUGCUCAUGCCCACUUCAUACUUGGAUUAAUGUAUCAAAGGAUGGGUCAGCCACAAAAGGCAGUUUUUGCAUAUCAAAAUGCAGCAGAUAUCCUACUUCGCUCGGAGGAAGAAAUUGAUCGGCCAGAGCUAUUCUCAUUGAUUCAAAUCCAUCACGCACAGUGCCUGCUGCUGGGAAACUCUGAAGACUCAAUUUCAGGGAAAGAAAUUGAACCCAAGGAGCUUGAGGAAAUUCUUUGUAAAUUGAAGGAGUCUAUGAAUUCAGAUGUCCGCCAGGCUUCUGUUUGGAACUCUUUAGGCACAAUUCUUCUGAAAUCAGGGAGGCUGCAGAGUGCAAUAUCUGUCUUGGAAGCUGUACAAACUAUUCUCCCUGACAACAUGGAUUGUUUGGCUAAUCUUGGGAUUGCUUAUCUCCAAAGUGGGAAUUUGGAGCUUUCAGAAAAAUGUUUCCAAGAUCUCAUUUUGAAGGAUCAAAACCAUCCUUCAGCACUAUUGAACUAUGCUUCUCUUCUUUUGUGCAAAUAUGGAUCAGUUGUUCCGGGUGCUGGAGCUAAUGCAGGUGAACAGGCUUCGAUGGAUCAAGUAACGGCGGCCAAUGUUGCAACAAAAUGUUUACUAGCAGCAAUUAAGACAGAACCAAAAGCAUCUCAUUUAUGGGCAAAUCUUGCUAAUGCGUACUCUAUGACUGGUGAUCAUAAAAGUUCUGGCAAGUGCCUUGAGAAGGCUGCAAAACUUGAGCCCAACUGUCUACCAACUCGAUAUGCUGUGGCAGUUCAUCGGAUCAGAGACGCAGAGAGAUCUCAAAAUCCUUCCGAACAUCUUUCCUGGGCUGGAAAUGAAAUGGCUUCAGUUUUCCGAGAAGGAGACUCACUUACAAUUGACCCUCCAACAGCAUGGGCUGGCCUCGCAAUGGUUCACAAAGCCCAACAUGAGAUUGUGGCAGGUUUUGAAAUUGAGCCAGCUGAGUUGAUAGAAGUUGAAGAGCGUGCUAUCUACAGCUUAAAGCAGGCUAUAGCUGAGGAUCCAGAUGAUCCAGUUCAGUGGCACCAACUUGGUCUCCAUAGUCUUUGUACUCAACAAUUUAAGAUAGCACAAAAGUACCUCAAGACUGCAGUUGCCCGGUCCAAGAAUUGCAGCUAUGCAUGGUCUAACCUUGGUGUUUCGCUUCAGUUGUCUGACGAGACAGCUCAAGCUGAAGAAGUGUAUAAGCGGGCUCUAUCCUUGGCAAAAGGCGAUCAGGCACAUUCAAUAUUUUCUAACCUGGGGAAUCUGUACAGGCAGCAAAAGCAAUUUGACAAUGCAAAAGGAAUGUUUUCAAAAGCGCUUGAACUGCAGCCUGGCUAUGCGCCUGCUUACAACAACCUUGGUCUUGUAUUUGCUGUUGAGGCUAAAUGGGAGGAAGCUAAAUACUGUUUCCAAAAGGCUCUUAUUGCAGACCCGCUAUUGGAUGCUGCUAAGUCAAACAUGGUUAAGGCUGAGGCAAUGUGUAGAGUUUGUUCAGACUUAGCUUCUUGUCUCCUUGGGUGACUCAACUUUGCCAAAAUAUAUAAUGUUUAUUGUCAAAUCAUCGAUGUGGAAGAAGGCAAGAUAAUCAGCUAUCUCUGAUGAUAAUAUGAUGCCGAAACAAAAGUCUGUGUAGACAAUCCUUUUUUCAGUGCGAAUUUGGCGGAGAUAUCAACCGUUCACUCAGAAUCUGAUCAACGAUCAUGCUUUAGCCAAACCGAGACAUUAAGUGAAAGUGGAAGACUACCAAUGUAGUCCAAAUGAUAAAGUAAUGGCAAGAGAAGUCUCAAUUGCUCAUCAAACUGGUUAUUAUUUUGGAUCCAUAUCAGUCUUUCUAUCCUCUUAAUCAUGGAUCGGUCUGAUAACCCCCAAAGUAUGAGCUGAUAAUCGAUCCUUGGAGGCACGAGAGAAGGGUUUGAUGCGGCAUCUCCAACUCUUGAAGCCGCCACAGUAGAGAAGGGCUUGCCAAACACAAAAUCUCCUCUUCAACCGAUUUGAAAACUGGUAUUUUGUUACAGGUUUUUAGCACGGUCACAUUGAAAAAUUGUCUUCAUUAAAAGUGAAAGUGUAUCUUUUUUGUUAUGUAUUUGUUAUGAAUUGUGACUAUUUAAGAUGAAACAUCCAUUUGGUAUAAAUUUAGCACUGAUUUUUUCUUUAGUUUUAAUUUAUGCCACAAACUCUUUAGUUCUUGUUUGAAUUUGAGCUGUAAAAUAGAGAAAUGCAAUGGUUAAUUAUUUAUUUUAUGA
Impatiens glandulifera is the source of this 2705-nucleotide messenger RNA. Its product is annotated as probable UDP-N-acetylglucosamine--peptide N-acetylglucosaminyltransferase SPINDLY. The record is from RefSeq and is a predicted model, not a curated record. Gene Ontology annotation, molecular function: protein binding. The transcript has 12 exons. NCBI's taxonomy places the organism in Eukaryota, Viridiplantae, Streptophyta, Magnoliopsida, Ericales, Balsaminaceae. The coding region runs from base 55 to 1983 and encodes 642 amino acids.